GGUGAGAUUCUAGUCAAACUUAAAGGCCUGGGUUCUUGCAAUGCUUCCUGGGCUUUUUCAUUUUUGUGUUUUGUGAAGAUUAAGACCUCUCAGUGAAUCUUUUUGUUCUUCUUCAUUCUUCUUUUUUUUCUUGGGGUUUUCACUUGUUUCUUGUACUAAUGAAGUGAUAUUUUCAACUAAUUCAUUGAUGGUAACUUUUCCCCCAAAGAAGGUUUUUUUUAUUUAUUUUUGAGGGAAAGUUGAAGAAUUUUUAGUUUAGUUUUGUAAUGUAAAAUUAGAAGAAGAAGAAGAAGAAGAAGAAGAAGAAGAAGAAGAAGAAGAAGAAGAAGAAGAAGAAGAAGAGGAAGAUAUGAAAUCAUUGAGCAGUGUGGGGAUUGGUUUGAGCAUAGUUUUUGCUUCUCUUUUGUUAGCUUUGGUUGGUGAGUUAUAUUAUUUGUUAUGGUGGAAGAAGAGAUUAACAAGUAGAAGGGAUUUCUUUUACAUGUUUUGUUUGAAAACUUCAUCAUCUUCAUCACCACCAACAACGAAUGAAGAUGAUGUUCAUCAUCAUAAUAAUUUGCAUUCAAACAAAGAUAGGAUGUUGAAGCCAUUUGAUGACCAUCAGCAUCAUCAUCAUCAUCAUCCCGAGUUGAUGAGGCCAACACCAAGGUUUCUCUUCACCAUUGUUGAAGAAACAAAGGAGGAUUUGGAGUUAGAAGAAGGUAAAUCCAAGGGUAAGUUUGGGUCAAGAGAUAUGAGUGUUGAAACCCCAUUUUUAACCCCACUUGCUUCCCCACCAUUUUUAACACCUCCCCAUACACCAACGGUUGAUGAACCCAUUCAACAACAAGGGUUCAACCCUUUGUUUGAAGCUACAACUGAUGCUGAGUUCAAUAAGUUAAGAUCAUCACCACCCCCAAAGUUCAAGUUCUUGCAAGAAGCAGAAGAGAAGCUUCAUAAAAGAAUGUUAAUGAUUGAUGAGGAUAAUGAUGGUAAUCACAAUGGUGGAUUUGAUGAAGAAAAUGGUGAAAUGACACCUCCUUCAAAGUACCUCAAAGAUGAAGAAGAUGAAUCUUUUAUCACAAUCAUUGUUAAUAAUAAUCACAGUCAUCAACAGGUAAUUCCUCUAAGCGAUUAGUUCCAUCUAACCAAAAAAAAAAAAUUGAGAAUUUUCUUUCAAAAAGAAAAAAACUUUUAGGGUUUGAUUUAAUUAUUUUUUUUAAUUUGAUAUGUAUUGUGUUGUCGACCAUGUAGGAGUGCACCAGUGGGGGUUACUUGUUUUUAUUUUCAAUCUCCAUUUUUAUGAGUGAAUUUAUUUACUAA
Messenger RNA from Gossypium arboreum, 1302 nucleotides. RefSeq lists its product as uncharacterized. The transcript has a single exon. The coding region runs from base 350 to 1117 and encodes 255 amino acids. NCBI's taxonomy places the organism in Eukaryota, Viridiplantae, Streptophyta, Magnoliopsida, Malvales, Malvaceae. The record is from RefSeq and is a predicted model, not a curated record.